Molecule: messenger RNA, 2142 nt
Organism: Calidris pugnax (ruff)
Lineage: Eukaryota; Metazoa; Chordata; Aves; Charadriiformes; Scolopacidae
Gene: PPWD1
Product: peptidylprolyl isomerase domain and WD repeat containing 1
Exons: 11
Coding region: 24-1937 (637 amino acids)
Biological process (GO): protein peptidyl-prolyl isomerization
Molecular function (GO): peptidyl-prolyl cis-trans isomerase activity; protein binding
Source: RefSeq, a predicted model, not a curated record
GCCGGGAGGUGACGUCAGGCAGCAUGGCGUCGUCCGAGUCGGAGCGUAAGCGCAAGCAGAGCGAGGCGGCCGCCGGCAGCGAGGAAGUAGCGGCGGCAGCAGCAGCGGCGGCAGACGAUGAGGAUGACGAUGAGGAGGAGCGCUGGGUCGGGCCGCUGCCGGGGGAGGCCGCGCAGGCGAAAAAGAGGAGAGUUCUUGAAUUUGAACAUGUUUACCUUGAAAAUCUACCGUGUGCUUCGAUGUAUGAACGCAGUUACAUGCACAGAGAUGUCAUUACACAUGUAGCAUGUACUAAGACAGAUUUUAUCAUAACAGCCAGUCAUGAUGGACAUGUAAAAUUCUGGAAAAAAAUAGAAGAAGGGAUUGAGUUUGUUAAACACUUCCGGAGUCACCUGGGUGUUAUUGAGAGUAUUGCUGUUAGUUCAGAGGGGGCAUUAUUCUGUUCAGUUGGAGACGACAAAGCCAUGAAGGUGUUUGAUGUUGUCAACUUUGAUAUGAUUAACAUGCUGAAACUUGGCUACUACCCUGGCCAGUGUGAAUGGGUAUAUUGCCCUGGAGAUGCCAUAUCUUCUGUUGCAACGUCUGAGAAGAGCACAGGAAAAAUAUUCAUCUAUGAUGGACGAGGAAAUAACCAGCCACUUCAUGUUUUUGAUAAACUUCAUACAUCCUCUCUUACUCAGAUACGGUUGAACCCUGUCUACAAAGUAGUAGUGUCUUCUGACAAAUCUGGAAUGAUUGAGUACUGGACUGGUACUCCACAUGAAUAUAAAUUUCCCAAGAAUGUUAACUGGGAAUAUAAAACAGACACUGAUUUAUACGAAUUUGCUAAAUGCAAGGCUUACCCAUCCAGUAUAAGUUUUUCACCUGAUGGCAAGAAAAUGGCCACUCUUGGGUCUGACAGAAAAGUUAGAAUUUUCCGGUUUUUGACGGGGAAGCUCAUGAGAGUCUUUGAUGAAUCUCUGAGUAUGUUUACUGAACUUCAGCAGAUGAGACAGCAACUACCAGACAUGGAGUUCGGCCGACGUAUGGCAGUUGAGCGUGAGCUGGAGAAAGUGGAUGCAGUAAGAUUAAUUAACAUAAUUUUUGAUGAAACUGGACACUUCGUUCUCUAUGGAACAAUGUUGGGGAUUAAGGUCAUAAAUGUAGAGACUAACAGGUGUGUUCGUAUCUUGGGAAAACAAGAGAACAUCAGAAUGAUGCAACUGGCUUUGUUCCAAGGAGUAGCAAAGAAACAUCGUGCUGCAAUCACUAUAGAGAUGAAGGCAUCUGAAAAUCCUGUUCUCCAGAAUAUCCAGGCAGAUCCGACAGUAAUCUGCACAGCUUUUAAAAAAAAUAGGUUUUACAUGUUUACUAAACGUGAGCCAGAAGAUACGAAGAGUGCAGAUUCUGACAGAGAUGUAUUUAAUGAGAAACCUUCUAAAGAAGAGGUCAUGGCAGCCACUCAGGCAGAAGGUCCCAAAAGAGUUUCAGACAGCGCCAUCAUCCACACAAGCAUGGGAGAUAUUCAUAUCAAGCUUUUUCCUGUUGAGUGCCCCAAAACAGUGGAAAACUUCUGUGUGCACAGCAGAAAUGGUUACUAUAACGGACACAUAUUUCACCGUAUCAUCAAGGGAUUCAUGAUUCAGACUGGUGACCCAACUGGUACGGGAAUGGGAGGUGAAAGUAUUUGGGGAGGAGAAUUUGAAGAUGAGUUUCAUUCCACUUUACGACAUGACAGACCCUACACACUUAGCAUGGCUAAUGCAGGACCAAAUACCAAUGGAUCCCAGUUUUUUAUAACAGUAGUGCCAACCCCGUGGCUAGACAACAAGCACAGUGUGUUUGGACGGGUGACUAAAGGAAUGGAAGUCGUUCAGAGAAUCUCAAAUGUAAAAGUCAAUCCCAAAACCGACAAACCCUAUGAAGAUAUCAGCAUCAUUAAUAUCACAGUGAAGUAAGCAAGGAGUUGAAGGUUCCAGCUUACGCAAAAAAACCUUGGCAUGGUGGAACCCAAAAAGGGACCUUGAAACAGAAACACUGUUGGUAAUUCCUAGACAAAGCAAUCACCAGUUUUCCUAUUUUUAAUGUACCUAAAGUGCCCUGAGUCUGUAUUUCUGGUAACUUUGUAUUUUAAAGUAAAAACACCUGCAUGUUUCUAGAAAA